UAUCAGAAUGUCCAACAUUCUACAAGUACUUUAAUUUCUGUAAAAAGAGUUUCUCAUGAUUCAAAACAAGGGAUGAAAGAGUUUAUCACGGAGAUUUCAAGUAUGAGAAGGCUAAGCCAUCGAAACUUGGUACAACUCCUCGGCUAUUGUAGAAGAAAAGGAGAGCUUCUUUUGGUGUAUGAGUAUAUGCCUAAUGGGAGCCUUGACAACUUCCUCUUUAGCAAAGACGACAAAACGAAUCUAAGUUGGUUCUUAAGAUUUAAGAUCAUAAAGGGGGUGGCAUCUGCACUUCUGUACCUACACGAGGAAUGGGAACAGGUCGUUCUCCAUCGAGAUGUGAAGGCAAGCAACGCCCUAUUAGAUGCUGAGAUGAAUGCAAGGCUUGGUGAUUUUGGGCUUGUUAGACUUUAUGAUCAUAAUAAUGAUCCUCGUACCACCCUUGUAGUGGGAACCAUUGGAUAUAUUGCACCGGAGGUAAGCAGAACGCAGAAACCUACGACCAGUACUGAUGUUUUUUCUUUCGGAAUGUUCUUACUUGAGGUGGGUUGUGGAAGGAGGCCUAUCGGAAAACAGUAUGAAAAUGAAGCAGAGGAAUUUUUCUUGAGUGAUUGGGUUUAUGAUUGUUGGAAGAAUGGCGAGAUUCUUAGGGCAAGCGAUCCAAAGAUGGGAGGAGAUUAUCAAGAAAAGGAAAUGGAGCUUGUGUUGAAGUUGGGAAUUGUGUGUUUGCAUCCAAAAACAGAAGAAAGGCCAACAAUGAGGCAGGUAGUGCAGAUGCUAGAUGAGUGUGCAACUUUACCUGAUAUUCCUUGUGAAUAUGAUGUUGAAAGUGGUUAUUUCUUUGGUGAGUGUUGGAGAAGAGCCAGUUCAUUAUCAACAUCAUCUGGAAUUGUUGGUUGUAAUCUCAUGGCUAGUACAAAUUCAGUCCUCCAACAUCGCCGCUCAUAAGUCAAAGAUUUUUGGUAAAAUUAGAUUAACACCCUAUUUUCUAUUUGUAAAAACUAAUAAAAUUCACACUACAAACUACUCUUAUUGACACCAUUUAGUAUUAAGAACCAAACGAGCCCUAAGUAUUUUCUUUUAAUGUGACCACUUAGGUUGAUACAUUGGAAGAAUAUUAACCUAUUUGAGGUAUUUAAUUGAACUAAUCAAACUAUACCUCUUCAUUGAGUAGAAUUUAGGCAUCCAUUGGCAUAUUGCGAAUUGAAUUUAAUUCUAAAAAUUAUAAUAAUCCCACUUUAUCGGUAUUCUGAAAGACAAGUCAGAGCAAAAUUGGUGUACUUAAAAUCCGACUCCAAGUUGAAGCUAAAAAAACUUUGACUUUUAUUCGGUGCAAAGUUAGAGUGCGCAAAAUCUUAGUCCAACCUGUACCAUCGAGCAUACUAACUAACCUUUAAAAGUAACAAUAUGCUUACAAACUCAUAAGAAUGUGUUUGGAAACAAGUAAUUAAUUUCAAAUUGUCGAUUUCAAUAAUGAAAGUAUAAAGGAAAAAUUUGAGAAUGACAAGGUUUAAGAAGUCAUUCUCAAAUACUAAACUUUACCUACUUUUAAAAUAAUAGUGGAACCAACUCAAAUCCAACAUUGAAUUUCAUCUAUUUAUCAAAUAUUAAAUUUUAGUCAAUUCUGAAUUUCCUAAUGAAAUUAACGUUUCCAAACAUAGCACAAAUAGAGCACAAAUGAAGUUCAUCAAAGUAGCACAUUGGGCACUUAAUUGAAAAGGUAUUGUUAGUGCCAAACUUGAUGUAGGCCCUAGGAAAAAUAAUAAUAUGGACCCUUCCUAUCGAAGAUUAAUUAUGAUCUUUAAUAAGUACUUAAAUAAAUAAUUCAGAUAAAUUCCUUAUAUCGAAUAAAUAAAUAAUUCUCUCUCAAACAUGGUUUAUAUCUAAAAAUGUCUACCGUAGACGCACGGAUUACACUGAAAUUAAACCCCUAUGUAUGUUAGAUCCUAAUGGCAGCACUCCUUGUCUACCCAAGAACGGCCCCAGAUAGUGUUGAAUUUAAUGUAGAAAUUCGGAAAUUCCUUAAACCAAACAAAAAUAUUGAAAUAUGCAAGACCUUUUAACCAGAGUCCAGAAAGCGAGAUAUUUCAAACAUUUUUCUUGCAAGUUGUAACAACUCACAAAACUAUUCCACCAAAAAUUCAAGACUUUUCAACGCAUGAAAUUGAAGGCAACCAAAACAAAACAAGUUUUUAAUGCGAUGUAGCCUUCACAAAAAGGAACUUCCCCUUAA
Messenger RNA from Amaranthus tricolor (Joseph's coat), 2230 nucleotides. Its product is annotated as L-type lectin-domain containing receptor kinase IV.1-like. Lineage: Eukaryota; Viridiplantae; Streptophyta; Magnoliopsida; Caryophyllales; Amaranthaceae. The coding region runs from base 73 to 945 and encodes 290 amino acids. Gene Ontology annotation, biological process: protein phosphorylation. The transcript has a single exon. Gene Ontology annotation, cellular component: plasma membrane. Gene Ontology annotation, molecular function: protein kinase activity; ATP binding. The record is from RefSeq and is a predicted model, not a curated record.